AGAACCAGCUCCAGGAGUAGCACUACCUAAAACAACUUAGCACCAUAACUAGUAGUAGUACUAGUAUUAGCUACAGCGUGUUGUGAUGUCGUUUCCUUUUGUAGAUGAUGUCGUUUUCUUUUGGUUGCUUGGAUAGAGUUUGAGAUUUUGUUGACCGUUUUCUGUUCGUGUUGAGCGCGCACCAAGAAGGGUUUUUCUUGUUUCAAUUUUCAUUCCAAAAAGCAGAACUAGGAACCAUGGCAUCAACUAAGCCGCGCCGAUCUUCGAUGUUGGGCUGAAGACUCAUAGACGGCAUUCGUUGUCAUCUUACCCUCACGUACAAUUGUUCCCCAGUAUACCUUUUUAAAGCGGAGGCUUAGUUCUUGCGGCUGGGCUUGGGUUUGCGACCAUUUUUAUUACGAUUACCGCUGCUCACAAGCUGAAAGACAUUUCCGAGUCAGCGGAAGUGGACAAGAAGAUGCUCGGUGGAAUCCGGUUUCGCAUAUUUGCGAGACGGAGCAAAAGCAGACUCCAACAGAUGAUCUACAAAAAAUACAUCAUGUAUUUGAGGAACGACGCCAAAACUGGAGUUUUUUCAGGUAUCACUGUAAGAACAGACACUAAAAGUAGUAGUUUAAGUUCUUGAAGACGAAGAGAUCGAGCCUGCAUGAUUUUUAUAGGGACAAGAACUGAGUGAGAGUGUGAGUCGACCAUGCGUAGCUAGCCCUCGUAGAUGAAGUGGUGGAUCAAUACAGAAUGGUUUUAGUUUUCAUCGACUUUUUCAUGUUCGUGUUCCCUCCCGAUCCAUCACCAGUCGGCAUACCUUAGAAUUUCAUCAAUUUUUCCCUCCCCAUCACCAGUUGGCAUACCUUACGUUUCGACGGUUUUCGUGCUAAUGUAUGUUGGGACAUUGAUUGGGGAUAAGCAGACGGAAAUAUCGUAUGAUCGCAAGCAAAAAGUAACCCAACGCGAACUCACACUAGCACAAGAAAACGAUUUAUUACGCCAUUGGAUGAUUGAAACUGAGAAGGAGUAUCAGAACGUACCCGUUCCGGGAGGUAGGGGCUCGCAAAGCCUCAUCGAAAAAGGAAGACAAGAAGAAGCAAGACAUUAUGGUACGGAAGAUACCAAGACGUGAGGUCUGAUGAAAAGAUGAAGAAAACAAGAGGUAAAAGUAUUUUUCGGUUCGACGCGAUUAUCGAAGUCGGACUCAAUCUACUUAGAAUAAAACCUCCAGUUCUCUAUUUAAGCAAGUGACUUGGUAAUAUGAAAAGAUUUACACGAUUCCCGUAACCUUUGCGGGAUGUUGUUCCACAGGGUAGCUCUUACUCU
Messenger RNA from Amoebophrya sp. A25, 1311 nucleotides. NCBI's taxonomy places the organism in Eukaryota, Dinophyceae, Syndiniales, Amoebophryaceae. The record is from the annotation of a GenBank genome assembly.